This is a messenger RNA of Pelodiscus sinensis (Chinese soft-shelled turtle), 2313 nucleotides long. NCBI's taxonomy places the organism in Eukaryota, Metazoa, Chordata, Testudines, Trionychidae. The record is from RefSeq and is a predicted model, not a curated record.
CUCAGCCCCACGCUCGCUCUCCCCCUAGACCUCGAAGGGAUCAAGAUAACCCCGGAAGGGCCCAUCCAGCUGCAGGAAGGAGAUGCCUUAGCCCUGACAUGUGACGCCCGAGGCUCCAAGCCCUUGGAGUUCCGAUGGAAGAAGGAAAAGAAGGGGAAGCUGCUGGGGAAAAGCCGGCAGCUGAAACUGAGCAACGUCACCCACGAGUCGUCGGGCAGCUACAGCUGCGAGGUGGCCGUGGCGGGGGUGCCAGGCCUUGCCCACUCCAGACAGGUGUACGUCGGUGUUCACGGUAAGCCCCACAUCAGUGCCAAGGAUUCCCUCGUGCCCGUGCAACAGAACGAAAUGGUGACCCUGACGUGCAAAGCUGCUGCCCUCCCGGAGCCCACGAUCACGUGGACCGUCGGUGGCAAGGUCCAAAACCACUCGGACCAUCACCGCGCCCUCAGCAACUUGACCGUCCAGGUCACCUCGGAACUGCUGCGCUCGGGCGUCACCUGCACGGCCACCAACAAGUUUGGCUCUAGCAACCACCACAUUAAGCUGCAGCUGAGGACAACGCCGACGCCUCCUCCUGCCGGCAACACGACUGCAGAACCCAUCAAGAAAGAGCGCAAAAGCCAGGAGAGCAAGGGCGUGAUCAUCGUGGCCGUCAUCGUGUGCAUCCUGGUGAUCGCCGUGCUGGGCGCCGUGCUCUACUUCCUGCACAAGAAAGGCAAGAUCCCCUGCGGGCGCACCGGGAAGCAGGACAUCACGAGGCCCGAUGCCCGUAAAGAGGAGAUUGUAGUUGAAGUUAAGUCAGAUAAACUUCCCGAAGAGGCGGGGCUUCUGCAGGGCGCCAACGGCGAGAAGAGACCUGCCGGUGACCAGGCAGAGAAAUACAUCGAUCUGAGGAAUUAGAGUGAGGGACCUGCCGUCUGGGUUUUUUCGUCUUCAAACCUUUCCUGUUCCUGGACCGCCGCCUCCCGACCCUGUUCCAGUGCCGUGGGAGCGUGGCUGGAGACCUUGAAAUGCAUCACAGUGCUGAGACUACUCUGCAGGGAGGAAUACCUCCCCCCCCGGUCCCCCCACAUGGCCGUAACACUAGCCAAGGGUCUGCAGGAUGGCACAACGACAACAGCAAAUCUGGACGAGCUGGCUGCUUCAGAGAGGCCAAAACGAAUUCCUGAAAGCAUUCACAUUUCUCGGAUGGGUGGAAAGAUGGAAGGCCUUAUCAGGAAUGUUACUCUUAGCUUCUUGUUCCAGUUGGGUGGGCGGGGGGAGGAGGAAAGGUUUACAACUCUUUUACCUAAAAUUCACAGCAGAUUAAAAUUCCCCUCUUGAAAAUAGGUUAGAGCAGUAGGGCAGUCUGGGGUUGUCAGGGCAAGAAUUGUGCUUUAAAUUGGAGCUCUAACUAAAAAAAACCCAACCCCACAAGCUGUGUUCGAUUAGCAGCAUCUAGUUCUGUCUCUGAACAGUGGGGCUGCGUCUAGACUGGCAUGAUUUUCCGGAAAUCCUUUUAACGGAAAAGUUUUCCGUUAAAGCAUUUUUGGAAAAGCGCGUCUAGAUUGGCAGGACGCUUUUCCGGAAAAAGCACUUUUUCUGGAAAAGUGUCCGUGGCCAAUCUAGACAUAGUUUUCCGCAAAAAAGCCCCGAUCAUCAUUUUUGCGAUCGGGGCUUUUUUUACGGAAAACAGUACUGUGCUGUCUACACUGGCCCUUUUCCGGAACAGUUUUCCGGAAAAAGACUUUUGCCCGAACGGGAGCAGCAUAGUUUUUCUGAAAAAGCACUGAUGAUUUUACAUUAGAUCAUCAGUGCUUUUCCAGAAAUUCAAGCGGUCAGUGUAGACAGCUGGCAAGUUUUUCCAGAAAAGCGGCUGAUUUUCCGGAAUAACUUGCCAGUGUAGACACAGCCUGGGUGCACAGUAUGAAUUGCAGAUAGGGGGUCAAAUUCACCCAGUGGGUUCGAGGAUGCCAAACAGUUCUUAGCUUUUCCCUUCACUGUUCUUGUUUUGCCGGUUUAGAUUCACAGUCUCAUCUUGCCCUGGUGAAAUGCAGGUAGAUUGCUCCAUUCUUUGAAGAGUUGGUUUUGUUUUCCCCACAUGACUCUAUUGAGAACAGGUAACUAAAGGAAAGGCACUCUGUUCUAUGUGCAGUAAAAACCAGGGCUUCCUAGUUGUGAGGUUUCGGCAGGGACUGGACCAACAGUAAGUUAAUAUAAGCUAAAUGUGGAAUUGCGUAGCUGAGGGCUUAGGCCUUGUUUCAUAGCUGCCCCCUCCUUGAGGAAUGUGGCUACUCUGGGCAGAUUUCUAAUUAAGCUCUACAGUUGCGGCUA